GUGGCAGGGGAGGGGACGCUGAGGGCACAUGUGCUGAGCUCUUGAAGUGCCGCGGAAAGUGGAGGUGAGGGCCGCCCGCCUCAGAGGUAUUGCAGUUCCGGGGCUCGUCCGAGAGGCAGAACUGACAAGGAAGAUUUCUGAGCCUUUUGCUGGCAAAGGGAUUUCUUACACCCUCCAGCCAUGCGUCUUUCUGCCCUUCUGGCCUUGGCAUCCAAGGUCACUCUGCCCCCUGGUUACCGCCAUGGGAGGAGCCGCCAAGGCUCCCUGGCAGACAAGAGGAGCAGGCAGCGCCCAGUGGUUGUGGAACCCAUCUCUGAUGAAGACUGGCAUCUGUUCUGUGGGGACGUGGUGGAGAUCCUAGAAGGCAAGGAUGCUGGGAAGCAGGGCAAAGUGGUUCAAGUUAACCGGCAGGAAAACUGGGUGGUUGUGGAAGGGCUGAACACAUAUUACCGCUACGUUGGCAGGACCCAGUAUUCCCGGGGAACCAUGAUCCCUAAUGAAGCCCCCUUGCUCUACCGCCAGGUCAAACUUGUGGAUCCUAUGGACAGGAAACCCACUGAGAUCCAGUGGAGAUUUACUGAAGCAGGAGAGCGGGUACGAGUGUCCACACGAUCAGGGAGAAUCAUCCCUAAACCCGAAUUUCCCAGAGCUGAUGGCAUCAUCCCUGAAACGUGGACCGAUGGUCCCAAAGACACAUCAGUGGAAGAUGCUUUAGAAAGAACCUACGUGCCCAGUCUAAAGACACUGCAGGAGGAGGUGAUGGAGGCCAUGGGGAUCGUGGAGACCCGGAAACACAAGAAGGUCUAUUGGUAUUGAGCCUGGGGAGAGCAGCUCCUCUCCCACUCUGUCCCAGCCUUGAAGGCUGAGGCACCCCUUUUUCAAAUGCCAAUAAAGAACUGUUUAUGAGUC
Molecule: messenger RNA, 909 nt
Organism: Sapajus apella (tufted capuchin)
Lineage: Eukaryota; Metazoa; Chordata; Mammalia; Primates; Cebidae
Gene: MRPL24
Product: mitochondrial ribosomal protein L24
Exons: 6
Coding region: 181-816 (211 amino acids)
Biological process (GO): translation
Cellular component (GO): mitochondrion; ribosome
Molecular function (GO): structural constituent of ribosome; RNA binding
Source: RefSeq, a predicted model, not a curated record